GAAUGUCGAGUAAGGGAGAGUUAACUGUAAGUAGCUGAUCCAACGUAUUGCUCAUAUCUGCUAAACACCGAGGCAAUAUUGUGAAAUGUUCUGUGAAUUUUCAGAAUAUUCUUACUCUGACGUGGCUUCCGAUAGUGAAUCAUUUCCGUCAACGUCAUCCAGAUGCAACAUCUCUUGAAAGGUUCUUUUUUGGCGAUGGCUGAAUCAGAGUUGAUUGGGGUUGACCUGAUUCGUGGUAGAAUGUUCAAUCGAAUAACAAGAGUUCACAUGUAAUAUAUUCUGUGCUGAGAUUCUUUACGAAUAAGAGUUUAUAUCAAAAUAAGUUUAAUUAAAAAAAAAGCCUUUUAAAGCAUAAUCUCUAACUUCGAUUAAUAUAAUACCCACUUUCGGUCAUGCAAAACGAUCCACCCUAAACCACUCGCGAGCCAUAACGAAUGAAGAAAAAUCCCAGCCGAAGAUUCCCCACUUUACGGUAUUCUCAAUCAUAAACUAAGCACGGGAGGCCUGUCAAGCGAUCUAUCCAGCUCGAUAAUCGCCCAAGCAGACAAGGUGUUCUUUAUUAUAAAAAGCAAAAUGUUGCGCCUCCUCCAUUCUUAGUAUACAACCACUCCUCAUCGGGUCAACCGAACCAGCACCGGAAAAUAAAUACUCGCAAGCCUCAAACGGUCAAUACCUCCAAUCGCAACAAUGAGAUUCAUUAUUACUGUAAGCUUAUUUAUUCAAUUAGCUGUGGCACAGAUCAACCUCCACACAUGUUUCGACAACGAACUCUGCAUCGAUCUGCGAGAGUGCCCUAUCUAUAAGGAAUACGCCAACAUAGGAUUCCGAUACUGGCCGGCGGAGUUGAAGAAGAUGGCCAAGGAAAAGAUCUGCAACCAGGAAAUGUCCAACGGGGAGCGAAUUAUCAGCGUGUGCUGCCCAACGGUAAUGAACAGUCGAAAAUGCGGAGCACAAGCCGGUGAUCGAAUAUCCAAGGGCUUUGUGGCGAAACCUUUCGAAUAUCCGUGGAUGGCCUUGCUGCAGGACCAGAAUGGAAGGUUCGUCUGCGGCGGCACUCUGAUAAGUGAGAGAUAUGUCCUCACGGCGGCUCACUGUGUCAAAUUUGGUGGAAUACGUUUAGUUCGGCUCGGAGAGAACGAUAUCAAUAAGAAAGAAGACUGCAACAUUCUGGACGGUGAAGUGGAUUGUGCGCCUCCACCACAGGAUAUCGUGAUUGAAGAAAUCAUAAUCCAUCCAGAGCACAGCGAACGACGAAAACUGAACGACAUAGCACUUAUUCGACUGGGAAAACCCGCAAUACUUGGAGAGAGCGUUCGUCCGAUUUGCCUGCCCAAUCGAGACUACGUACAGCGAACGGUCUCUCCCUCGUUCCUCAUCGUUUCUGGUUGGGGUCUCACGGACCGGAAUGAAUCCUUCGAUGUGCUGAGAUUCGCAAAAGUACCGCCAGUUCCCCUCACCGAAUGUGCCCCCAGAGUGCAAUCUCUAAUCACGGCGGUCAGGCUGGACGACAGUCAUGUCUGUGCCGGAGGAGUCGACCAGGUGGACAACUGUGCCGGAGACUCCGGCGGACCUCUACAGUAUAUAUCCAACACGACAUCGAAGUACAUCCAGUACGGUAUUGUUUCAUUCGGGACAAAAAGCUGCGGCAUUUUAAGUGAACCCGGAGUAUACACCAAAGUGGAGCACUUUGUGAAUUGGAUUUUUGAGGUAGUCAAAGAUUAAAUGUCUGCUGAUGUGUCAUCUCGCAAUAAGCGUGUUUGGACAUAUUGAACACAAAACAUUCACAAGCCUUUCAACAUAACUGUGAUAGUGAGCCUUUGCUUUCUUAUUUUUCUUAUCUUAUCUUUUGUUCUUAAACUUUCAAUACACUAAGCCAACUAACAAAGAUGGCACAAGGCGAAUGAAACGAUUUUUGAAGUUCUUCUUACUUUAUUUUAUAAUCAUUUACUCCGAAAACGGCAUGAAGAAACCUCGUAAAAUUUAAAUUCUCGGUCAUAGUUCAACACUGAAUAACAAUUAUAACCCUCUACCGGCAGCUUCAUAUUUUACCGCAAUAAAAAUAUUCAAACCUCGAUAA
Aedes aegypti (yellow fever mosquito) is the source of this 2077-nucleotide messenger RNA. Its product is annotated as melanization protease 1-like. Gene Ontology annotation, molecular function: serine-type endopeptidase activity. NCBI's taxonomy places the organism in Eukaryota, Metazoa, Arthropoda, Insecta, Diptera, Culicidae. The transcript is spliced from 4 exons. Bases 688 to 1722 code for a protein of 344 amino acids. The record is from RefSeq and is a predicted model, not a curated record. Gene Ontology annotation, biological process: proteolysis.